AUGCCUUCUGUAGAACAAGUGGCUGUAAACUAUGGGCCAGAUAGGGCAAGAAGUGGACUAUUUGUUGAAGUGGAGGUUCGGGGAGUGAAGGCCAGACUUUUGGCAGAUUCAGGAGCAACCGAUACAAUUUUGUCGUCAUCCCUGUAUCACAGAAUUUCUUCAACAAAUAGACCAAGUCUCAGGAAAGUGGGUGUUAGGAAUGCCGACGGUAGCACAAUGGAUACCCUAGGUAGUGCGUGGCUGGAGCUUGGGGUUGGAAAAUGCAUUUUUCCUCUUCGAGUUGUUUUUGGCAAUACUGACCAGAUAGAUGGACUUUUGGGAUUAGAUUUUCUAAUUCCUAAUGAGGCAACUCUGGAUUUCAAGACCAAGGAACUUCGGAUCAAGGGAGCGAGAAUCAAAUGCACUGAUGGAAGAGGAGGUGCAUUUUGCUCAAGGGUCGUUGUUGGGUCUAACGUCAGUGUACCACCUGGUCAGGAAGUGGUGCUUCCAGGUCAUGCAACAGGUGUCCCAAUAGGGAUGGGUCUUGGUCUUAUAGAACCCGCGGAAGAUGGUGAACUUCUCCACAAGGGGAUUGCCGUUGCACGGGUAGUUGUAGGAACCGAGAAGGCAACCCUGCCUGUUCGAGUGUUUAAUCCUGGCACCAAGGCAUGCAUGAUUCGCAAGGGUACCUUGGCGGGACACCUUUCUCUCAUCAGUGAGGAAGAUAUAGAAGAGUGUGAAUCCAACACGCAGCCCAUGGAUGGUACCUAUGAAGUUCCUGAACAUCUGAAAGAUCUCUUUCAAAGGAGCAAAGAAGGAACUGACAAGGUGUACCAUGGGAAAAUUGCCAAGCUCUUGUGUGAGACCCAAGACAUUUUUGCAAAGUCCGACACGGACAUCGGAAAAACAAGUCUUGUAAAACAUCAGAUCAACACCGGAGAUAGCCCUCCAAUCCGAAGAAGUUGA
Lytechinus variegatus (green sea urchin) is the source of this 945-nucleotide messenger RNA. RefSeq lists its product as uncharacterized. Bases 1 to 945 code for a protein of 314 amino acids. NCBI's taxonomy places the organism in Eukaryota, Metazoa, Echinodermata, Echinoidea, Temnopleuroida, Toxopneustidae. Gene Ontology annotation, biological process: proteolysis. The transcript has 2 exons. The record is from RefSeq and is a predicted model, not a curated record. Gene Ontology annotation, molecular function: aspartic-type endopeptidase activity.